AUUAACGUCUGCUUUUGUCACCCCAAGCCCGCUUGCAUUGUCAUUUUCUUAACAACGCCUGAGGCCAACAAACAUGUCAGGGGCGCCGGCUGAGACCGUUGACCCUGAAUGGGUCGCUUUCUUCAUAGACGGCGCUCGCUAUGGCGAUAUGGAGGACAUAGAGGCUGGGCUAGCGCAGAAGGUACCGGUGGAUAGCAAGGAUGGAUCUGGGAGAACAGCACUGCACAUGGCGUGUGCAAAUGGCCACACGGAGGUCAUUGCGCGGCUAUUGGAGGCAGGGGCGAGCCCGGACGCCCCCAACGACCAGGGUAACACACCGCUGCACUGGGCGUGUCUCAACGGACACAAGGAGGCAGUGAAGCUGCUGAUGGACAAGGGCGCCAGCGCGGCAGUGCUCAACGCGGUGGGGCGGACGCCUGUGGAUGAGGCGCUGGGCCGCGAGAACCAGGACAUCUUCGAGCUCAUCAACUCGUACAACACGGCGGGCUCUGUGGCGGUGGAGGUGGUGGAGGAGGGCGCGGAGGGCGAGGGCGGUGAGGAGGGCGCCGAGGAGGAGGGUGGUGAGGAGGAGGGUGGCGAGGAGGAGGGCGGCGCGGCCGCGGGCGGCGAUGCCAUGGAGACCUGAGGGGCCCCUGCGGUGGUAGUGGCGCACAGCGCUGCUGCAGCGGUGUCAUGAGGUGGGAUCAGGAGCUGGAGGUGGAGGGGCAGGAGUGUGUGAUAGAGGAUGUGGCGUGCUUUUGACUGCACAGCUGCUGCUUCCAGCGACGUGCGGGGCGUGAGGGUCGUAUGAACGCGCGGACAGAGUAGGUGGAACGUAGGUGCGGAGGUGGGAGGGGGGGGGUCAGGAAGGUCGGAGUCAAGGGGUAAGCGAUGCACGGCAGAGUAGCCAGCAUGUGCGGGACUAACGGUUUGGCAAGACGAGGGCGAUGCAGGGUUGGCAGGAUGCGGAGCAAGCAGUGAUCUAGUGGACGCAAUGUGAUCUUGAAGAGCUGGCAGCAAAGAAAGGGAAGGCGCAGGCCAGAGCUCGCUGGCAGGGACCUGGUGACGCAUCGGCCCGGUGACGCCGCGGAGCUGGCGGUCCCUUUUAACGGCAUCCU
Messenger RNA from Chlamydomonas reinhardtii, 1097 nucleotides. RefSeq lists its product as uncharacterized. The transcript is spliced from 6 exons. Lineage: Eukaryota; Viridiplantae; Chlorophyta; Chlorophyceae; Chlamydomonadales; Chlamydomonadaceae. Gene Ontology annotation, cellular component: nucleus; cytoplasm. The record is from RefSeq and is a predicted model, not a curated record. The coding region runs from base 74 to 625 and encodes 183 amino acids. Gene Ontology annotation, molecular function: protein binding.